UCUCAUUCUCUUAAAUUGACGGGAAAAUUGUGUUUUUUUAGCGCAAAGUGCACUAUUUUUAAUCUAUAAAAUGUAUUUUAUAAUUUAUCAGUAUUUAUGGUGAUGCUUAAUUGCCUCCACACCCAUUUCCCCUUCAGAAAAAAAAAAAAAAGAGAAAAAUCCCAACUUUUUUCUUUUUACCAGAAAAUCUCAACUUCUCUUAUCCUGAUUUCGAUCCAGAAAUUAAACGAUGCAAGAUCCUGCCACAAAAUCUCCUGAAACCAACCAUCUACAUUUUUCCAAUCAUACUACUAGCCGAAUAAGUGACAGUUAUAAAGGCCACGGUACCACAAAUUAUGGCUUCCGAGCUCAGAAAACGGCACAGAAUUAUGCCAAUUACCAGAAACGGAAUAGCUUGCCGGGAUUUGGAGCUGAGAGAAAGUUUACAGAUGAUGAAGAUUCUGGGAUAUGUUCCCCACCUUUGUGGAGAACAAGUCCACCCAGAAGUCCCCAACAUCGCCAGAACCACUAUCGAAGUCUUUCUCCAUCGUCGAGAGCUCAAGAGGUUGCCAGAGGCCAGAAAGAGCUCAUGGAGAUGGUGAGUCGAAUGCCUGAGGGAUGUUUCGAGUUAUCUUUGAGAGAUAUUGUAGAGAAGAGGAGCAUGGUUGAUCAGACUAUAGAGAAGAGGAGCAUGGUUGAUCAGACUAAGGAAGAGAAUUUUAGUAAAGAAAGGAGUAUAAAUGGUGAAGAUUUUAAUGCAAGGGAAAAAGCAGAGAAGAAAAAGAAUGAUAAAAGAAGGCAAGUGAACAGAAGUGAAAGCAUAGACAAUGGAGGGUUUCUUCUGAAGAUGGUGUUUCCAAUUUCUUGGAGUUCAAGAAAGAAGAAGAAGAAGAAGAACAAUAAUUUAGCGAUGAAUAAUAGUACAAGAGAUGGAACUGUGUCUCCAAAGCCUCUGCUAUUAGAUGGAUCUGCAAAAGUUGUAGAAAAUGAGUGGUGGAAGCAAAAAUUCUUGGAGACUGGAGAGACUGAAAAUGGUGGAUUUAGUGGCAAUAGUGGAAGCUCAAAAAGCGGUGACAGCAGCAGCAGAAGUAGCAGUAGGAACAGCAGCACCAGGCAUGGAAGAGAUCGUUGCUGGUCUUUCUUUUUUAGGAAGAGAGGGAGGAAGGAAUGAAGGAUCAAUCUCUUCCUGAACUCAACUCUGUUUAUAUAUAUAUAUAUAUAUAUAUAUAUAUAUAUAACAUGUAUGUUUAGUGAAAUAUACAGGAGUCUAAACCAAUCAAGUUUAAAAAAAAAAAAGUCAGUCUCGAUCUAUUAUAUUUUCAAUAUAUUUAAGUUUCAAGUCUGAUUUAGAGUAUGAACUCACCUUUUUUUGGAUUUUGAUAAAUUUAAAUCGGGCUCAUGUUUAAUUUUCUUAUUUAACUCGUGAAAUUCACAUUCAACUUAUUUAUAAA
Hevea brasiliensis (rubber tree) is the source of this 1430-nucleotide messenger RNA. RefSeq lists its product as uncharacterized. The transcript is spliced from 2 exons. Bases 230 to 1150 code for a protein of 306 amino acids. Lineage: Eukaryota; Viridiplantae; Streptophyta; Magnoliopsida; Malpighiales; Euphorbiaceae. The record is from RefSeq and is a predicted model, not a curated record.